This is a messenger RNA of Rangifer tarandus platyrhynchus (Svalbard reindeer), 513 nucleotides long. The record is from the annotation of a GenBank genome assembly. Lineage: Eukaryota; Metazoa; Chordata; Mammalia; Artiodactyla; Cervidae.
AUGGGGCCCUACCUGGGUCUCGUCAUCGAAAACUCCGGCUCCCUCCCUACGGGGCUUGCCCGAGCUUCCGGAGCCGGUUCCCGGCCGCCGCCCCUCACCCAGGAGCGGGAGGGGCGGGGUGCGCGGUGGAUGGCGGGGCGGGAGCCGAGCGCCCACUCCCGCGAAGCCCAGAGCGGGAGCGGUCGCUGUCCUCCUUUUGAACUACUACUAACUGGUCGUCGCCCUCUCCCUCGGAUCUGCAGAGCCCCUAGACGGCGGGCCCUUCUCCCCUCCGCAGGCCUCCAGGCCUCCCUGGGCGGAUCUGCGGGGUUUGGGAAAAGUGCCUGGGCGUUUCCCUCCCCAUUUGUGCCCCUUCUCCCGGUGUCAGUCAGGACGGGUGGAAUUCGCUGGCAGACGGGAGAACAGACGUUUUCUAGGGAUAUCUUUUCCCACCGCCGCACACCCCAUGUUCAGAAAUACCCCCCCGGGACUCAGGAAAUCUGCCAGCUGGAUUUGGAAUGUUCCAGCACGUGA